AUGCAUCUCGCUUCUGUACCUGCGCUUGUGCUUCCCUGUCUCUAUAAAAAUCCCUCUCCCCAGCCUGUGGGCGCUCAAGUCUUCAAGGAGAUCUUGUCGCCCCAGCCCUGGAAGACGUUCCAGGGGUAUCUGGGGCCCGACUUUUUGGGACUCAUCUGUCUGAACCCACUACCAGAGUCGGACUCGUUGGGGCCUCGUCCAAGGGGUACGUGGUUCUUCUGGGAGACGAGGGAUCCGGACCCUCUUCAGAGUCUCCGUCUGUGUUUUUGCUUUCGGUUUUACGCCGGAGCCACGCUGCGCCACUGGGGCGACGUUCAAGACACAGCCAACAACCAGUCAUUGGACGUCCGAAAGAAGAAAUGGAUUACUCUCUGCUCGUCUGAGUGGCCAACCUUUAACGUUGCCUGGCCGCAAGACGGGACAUUUAACCUUGAUACUAUUUCACAGGUGAAAGCCAGAGUGAUGGAUCCAGGGCCACAUGGCCACCCGGACCAGGUUGCCUACAUCGUCACCUGGGAAGCCUUGGCUUCUGACCCUCCACCUUGGGUUAAGCCUUUCACAAUCCCCGCACGUCCUUCCCUGACUCCUACCGCCCCUUCCUUACCACCCCCUCCUCUUACCACCCCGACCACAUCCUCCCUUUAUCCCACCCUCACAAAGAGUACAGAGACAGGAAAACCUUUGGGAAGCUCUAAGGCGGACAAGGAGAAGUCCAAAAGAGCACCCACUGAGGUGUUACCGCCCAGUCCUGACUCUCCUCUUAUUGACUUACUCUCUGAUGAACCUCCCCCAUACCAGGGUCCGGGACCUGAACAACAAGGAGAAGCUGCGGCUGCGGGUCGGGGCCCCCCGAGCGACCCCCGACCCCUGAAGCGCCUGCCCCCUCACCCCACCACCCUAACCUCUUUGAUCGAGUCCAUUCUAGUUACUCAUCAACCCACCUGGGAUGAUUGCCAGCAGUUGCUGCAGGCCCUGCUGACCUCUGAAGAGAAACAGCGGGUCUUCCUCGAGGCUCGGAAAAACGUUCCCGGCGAAAAUGGCCGCCCCACGCUAUUGCCUAAUGAAAUUGAUGCUGCCUUCCCCUUGGAACGCCCUGGUUGGGAUUUUACUACGGUUGAAGGUAGGAACCACCUGCGCCUCUAUGGCCAGUUGCUCAUAGCGGGUCUCCACGGGGCAGCACGCCGCCCCACCAAUUCCAAUUUGGCCCAGGUAAAGCAGGUCAUACAGGGCUCGGAGGAAACUCCGUCAGCAUUUUUAGAAAGACUUAAAGAAGCCUAUUGUAUGUAUACUCCCUAUGAUCCAGAGGAUCCAGGACAGGCUACCAAUGUCUCUAUGUCUUUUAUUUGGCAAUCAGCUCCUGAUAUCAGAAAAAAAUUAGAGAGGCUUGAUAACCUCAAGGAAAGCUCCCUACAGGAUUUAUUAAAAGAAGCAGAACGCAUCUUUAAUAAGAGAGAGACAAUUGAGGAAAGAGAGGAAUGGCUGCUCACCUUCCAAGUAGAUACCAGAGCCCAGCACUCAGUCCUAACCCAUACCUCGGGACCACUCUGUGAUCGAUCGGCCUGGGUCCAAGGAGCUACAGGUGGUAAGAGAUACCGAUGGACGACGGAUCGAAAAGUACAGCUGGCUACCGGUAAGGUGACACAUUCUUUUCUGCAUGUCCCGGAUUGCCCCUAUCCACUAUUAGGAAGAGACCUCCUCACUAAAUUAAAGGCUCAAAUUCACUUUGAAGACAGAGGGGCUAACAUAACGGGCCCCAAUGGGGCCCCCCUCCAGAUUCUCACACUGCAUCUGGAAGAUGAAUAUAGACUUUAUGAAACUCAAAGACCCCAGGGACCUGACAUGACUCCUUGGCUUGAUAAAUUCCCUCUGGCAUGGGCCGAGACUGGGGGAAUGGGAUUAGCACUGUGACAGCCUCCGCUCAUAAUCCAACUAAAGGCUACAGCUGCCCCCGUCUCCAUUAAGCAAUACUCCAUAUCUCAUGAGGCGUAUCAGGGAAUAAAACCUCAUAUAAGGAGGCUGCUGGACCAGGGCAUCCUCACCCCCUGUCGCUCACCCUGGAAUACUCCCCUAAAGAAACCUGGUACUAGGGAUUAUCGGCCAGUGCAGGAUUUAAGAGAGGUCAACAAGAGGGUAGAAGACAUACACCCUACGGUCCCCAACCCUUAUAAUCUACUGAGCGCACUGCCACCUUCCCACACUUGGUACACCAUAUUGGAUUUAAAGGAUGCUUUCUUCUGCCUAUGGCUGCAUCCUAUGAGUCAAUCUCUGUUUGCCUUUGAAUGGAAGGAUCCAGAUCUUGGGCUCUCAGGCCAAUUAACUUGGACCAGGCUUCCCCAAGGGUUCAAGAACAGCCCAACCCUCUUUGACGAGGCUUUGCACCGAGAUCUGGCAGAUUUCAGGGUGCAGCAUCCUGCCCUGUUACUGCUCCAAUAUCUUGAUGACCUCCUCCUGGCGGCAGCGUCAGAACAGGAGUGCAGGGAGGGCACAGAAGCCCUCUUGCAGACACUAGGACAAUUAGGAUAUCGGGCAUCCGCAAAGAAGGCCCAAAUAUGCCAAAAAGAGGUCAUCUACCUAGGCUAUCAGUUAAGGGAUGGACAGAGAUGGCUGACUGAGGCACAUAAACAGACUAUUACUGACAUCCCUGCCCCUAAAAAUCCCCGCCAGCUGCGGGAGUUUCUGGGGACUGCAGGGUUCUGUCGCCUCUGGAUUCCAGGGUUUGCGGAGAUGGCUGCACCCCUAUACCCUCUCACCAAACAAGGGACUCUGUUUAAUUGGGGAGAGGAACAACAGAAGGCAUUCCAGGAUAUUAAAAAGGCCUUGCUGGCCUCCCCAGUGUUGGGCCUCCCUGAUAUCACCAAACCCUUCAAAUUGUUUGUGGACAAACGGCAGGGCUAUGCUAAAGGAGUCCUCACUCAGAGACUGGGCCCCUGGAAGCGUCCAAUAGCUUACUUAUCCAAGAAACUUGAUCCAGUAGUGUCGGGCUGGCCACCCUGCUUGCGAAUGAUAGCAGCCAUUGCAGUCCUUGUCAAGGAUGCCGGCAAAUUAACUCUGGGUCAGCCUUUAACUAUCCUAGCACCCCAUGCAGUAGAAGCCUUGAUUAGACAACCUCCAGACCGCUGGCUCUCCAACGCCCGCAUGACUCAUUACCAGGCCAUGCUCCUGGAUGCGGACCGAGUCCAGUUCGGUCCAGUGGUUGCACUUAACCCCGCCACUCUGCUCCCCCUGCCCCUGCCGGGAAAGCCAGAACUGCAUGACUGUUUCCAGAUACUUGCGGAAAUGCACGGGACCAGACCGGACCUGAGGGAUCAACCCCUCUGAGAUGUCGACUACACCUGGUACACGGACGGCAGCAGCUUCCUGGUGAACGGGUAGCGGAAGGCGGGAGCAGCCGUGACCACAGAGACGGAGGUAGUCUGGGCAAAAGCCCUUCCGGCAGGCACCUCAGCCCAGAGAGCUGAGCUCAUCGCGCUAACCCAGGCCCUUCAGAUGGCAGAAGGUAAGAGACUGAACGUCUAUACAGAUAGCCGAUACGCCUUUGCCACUGCCCACAUACAUGGGGAAAUUUACCGUAGGUGAGGACUAUUAACUUCCAAAGGAAAAGAAAUUAAAAACAAGGCUGAGAUCCUGGCGCUGCUAAAAGCCUUGUUUCUGCCUCAGAAAUUGAGCAUUAUGCAUUGCCCUGGCCAUCAAAGAGGCGAUAGCCCGGAGGCAAAAGGAAACCGACUAGCAGACACAGCCACGAGGGAGGCUGCCCUAAACUCCCUCAGCACCACCCGAGCCCUUCCUUUGAUGUGCCCAGAGGAGACUCAGGCACCCAGACGCUCCCUACCCAUGAGACAAACCUACGAACUGAUAGACUGUUUACAUAAACUAACCCAUCUGAGCCCCAAAAAGAUAAAGACUCUCCUAGAAUGCCAGGAGAUGGGACAAUACCUCUUAAACAGAGACGGGGCCAUACAAAAAGUAACUGAUGAAUGCAAAGCCUGCGCCCAGGUAAAUGCAGGCAGGACUAAGCUCGAACCAGGGAUCUGAGUUCGAGGACACUGUCCCGGCAUCCAUUGGGAAAUCGACUUCACAGAGGUAAAGCCUGGAUUAUAUGGAUACAGAUACCUACUGGUGUUCAUAGACACCUUCUCUGGAUGGGUAGAAGCUUUCCCCACAAAACAUGAAACGGCAAAGACUGUGACCAAGAAACUCUUGGAAGAAAUCUUCCCCAGGUAUGGGAUGCCCCAGGUCCUGGGUACUGAUAAUGGGCCCGCCUUCGUCUCCCAGGUAAGUCAGUUGGUGGCUAAGCUUUUGGGGAUUGAUUGGAAAUUACAUUGUGCAUACAGACCCCAAAGUUCAGGACAAGUAGAGCGCAUGAAUAGAACAAUUGAGGAGACUUUGUCUAAAUUAACGCUUGCAACUGGCUCUAGAGACUGGGUGCUCCUCCUGCCUUUAGCCUUAUACAGGGCCCGAAACACGCCGGGCCCACAUGGACUCACCCCAUUUGAAAUAUUAUAUGGGGCCCCGCCCCCAUUUAUAAAUUUCUUGGAUUCCAACAUUGCUGAUUUUGCUAAUAGUCCUUCUCUGGAAGCUCAUUUGCAGGCAUUACAGAUUGUCCAGAGAGAAGUCUGGAAACCACUUGCGGCAGCCUAUCGGGAGCAGCUAGAUAAGCCGGUGGUGCCACACUCCUACCAGAUAGGAGACACCGUAUGGGUACGCAGACACCAGACUAAGAACCUGGAACCCCGGUGGAAAGGACCAUACACUGUCCUCUUGACUACCCCGACAGCACUAAAGGUUGACGGCAUCGCAGCCUGGAUCCACGCUUCCCACGUCAAGGCCGCCCACACCACGGGAGAGAAGGAACUGACCACGACCAUGGAGACCUGGAGAAUUCAGCGCACCCAAAACCCGCUAAAGCUAAGACUUACCCGUGGGGCCCCUUAA
Molecule: messenger RNA, 4932 nt
Organism: Phodopus roborovskii (desert hamster)
Lineage: Eukaryota; Metazoa; Chordata; Mammalia; Rodentia; Cricetidae
Biological process (GO): virion assembly; proteolysis; DNA integration
Molecular function (GO): aspartic-type endopeptidase activity; RNA-DNA hybrid ribonuclease activity; nucleic acid binding
Source: RefSeq, a predicted model, not a curated record